This is a messenger RNA of Mya arenaria, 496 nucleotides long. RefSeq lists its product as uncharacterized. The record is from RefSeq and is a predicted model, not a curated record. Bases 6 to 401 code for a protein of 131 amino acids. The transcript has 3 exons. Lineage: Eukaryota; Metazoa; Mollusca; Bivalvia; Myida; Myidae.
UUCAGAUGAUAAUCAAAUUGAUAAUUACCGAUGGUUUUAGGUCUAACGGCCAGUGCACAUCAGUGAAAGCGACGCAUUUUCCCACAAAAGUGCCAGGCAUAUAUAAACACAUCGAUACUAUAGGAGACGUCGUUAGCGGAGAGUUCCAGGUGGUGGCCACAGACAACAAAUGUUUCUCCAUUGGAUGGUGCUGCACGCGGUUCAGUGCAAUCGAUGACACAUGUGAUGAUCCCUGGCUUACUGUGUUGACCCGGACACCUAAGCCCGAUCCGAAAUGUCUACAGAAGGCCGACCAAGUUCUCGCCAACAUUUGGCAACUACGCCUUGGUGAUUUAACGAGGGUCCCGCAUGGUCAAAGUUGCCUCCCAUUACUUUAUCCACCCAAACAUGGUAUAUUUUAGGACAGGGUUGAACCAUCCAAAAAUGGACUGGUCUAAGACUGAUUCGUUACGAUAUAAUCUGUAACUAUUAAAGAUGAAAUUAAAAAUCGAAGGUU